UCCCUCUCCGUCCACGCGGGGGGUAACCCCCCCAAAAAAGUAUCACGCGACGUGGACGACUACUGCUGUCAGUGCGUCAUGUCAGCGCUACUCAGGCCACAGACGAGGACGAGAUAGGCAGCUGAAGGAUCGCCCGCCGUCCAAAAGGCCAGCACAGUGCAGGAGAAAUGGAAGGAUGGCUGAACCAGAUGGGGAUGAUCCGGAUAGCGGUCCUUUCAAGCUUUGCUGCACAUCUUGUUCUCAUCCUCCUUGCUGGGAUUCGUCGGCGUACAGCCUCCGGUGGGCGGAUGCUCCUUCUGUGGCUGGCGUACCAGCUGGCCAACUGGGCCGCGGCGUAUGCCCUUGGUAACCUGUCCUUCGGCAGCAGGUUGCAGGAGCAGCCGCAGCUGGUCGCGUUCUGGGCGCCAUUCCUCUUGCAGCAUCUCGGCGGCCCGGACAACAUUAGCGCCUACUCCCUGGAGGACAAUGUGCUGUCAGGGCGGCAAGCACUCAAUGCCUUUGUGCAGGUCGGGGGAGCCAUUUAUGUCGUGUACAAGCACAUAUACCUUGGCGGUGGCGACAGAGCUUUGCUUCGGGCAUCCAUCAUCAUUCUCACCGUCGGUGUUGCCAAGUAUGUGGAGAGGGUGUUCGCACUACGGCGAGGCAACUUGGGCAACAUCCGGAGCUCAAACAAGAAGAAGAAACUAAGCAGAUUCACUGAUGUCUCGGGCUCCAGAAAGGGAACUGUGCUGGACAAUGAGCAAGCCCUGAUGGUUGCCCACAACAUGUUCCCGUUCUGCCAGCGUGCAAUGACUGAUUCUUCUGUCAACAUGGAUUCACCUGACCUUGAUGCAAGCAGAGAAAUGUUCUCUUUUGGGUGGGAGAGUAUGUGCAAGGUGGUGGAGAUGGAGCUUUCUCUCAUGUACGACAUCCUCUACACCAAGGCAGCCAUGGUCCACACCUGGGGCGGCUACUUGAUCCGUUUUCUUUCGCCAAUCGCCACCGUCACGGCAUUUGUUCUGUUUCUGUUCUACAGCAAAGACGGCCAGAGGAGAGAAGAUCUGGUCAUCACCUACACCUUGCUGGUAGCUACCUUCAUCCUGGACGUGAGAUGGCUGUUUGGGGCAGUUGGGUCUACCUGGAUGCACAUGUUCCUGCAGGCUCGGCCACGGUGCUGGCUUCACCACAAUGUUUUGUGCUCUGGGUCUGGGAUAUGGCGUCGCCUCCGCCGUGUCAUCGUGUCUCUGCGCCGUGGCCGGCUAGCCCUUCUCAUGGCGCUGAGCAGCUACAGAAUGUGGUCGGGCACCAUUGGGCAGUACAGCCUGCUGCACGAGUGCACCCGUACCUGUGACACGACAACUCUGUGCGGGAGAGCAGCCAAGAAAAUUGGAUUGGAAGAGGGUUGGAACGAACACCGGCACUCUGAGUCUGAAGGUCUUAAGCUUUCAGAAGAUGUCAAGAGGUUGGUGUUCGAACGUGUACGGACGAUACUCAAAUCAACAUAUGAGGUCGACAAGGAUGAGGAGGCUGCAUAUUCCAUGAAUGACGUUACGACAUUCUGGGGUCAGGUGGCAGCCAAGAUGUGUCGGAGGAAACUGCGGAGAUUCCGGCUGGCAUUUGGCCGUGAGUUCCAGGAGGACAUCCUUGUGUGGCACAUCGCCACGCAAGUUUUCCUCACGAGUGAUGAUGGCAAGUUGUAUGCAGAGACAAAGCAUGCCAAGGCGAUCAAGGCGCUGUCAGAGUACCUCAUGUUCCUCGUUGCCGUGCGCCGUCACAUGCUACCGGGCCUUGUUCUCCGCAGCCUGUACGAAGUAACCAAGGAGUCCUUGCAGGAUGUAUGGCGUGAUGAGGUUGGGACCAGUUCCAUUCAAGGUUCCGGUUCGACGGUGAGCGGCAGAGAAGAGAAGCUUGCCAGAAUCCUCCGUGACAAGAAGGACGCAGACAGUGAGUGGGGUCUUGAGCAUGAUAAAACUCGUCUGGUCUCUGACGGAGCUAAUAUUGCCAUGGUGCUGCUCAGCGCCGAUGAGUCAGAGAUGCCGGAACUGCUGGAACUCGUCUUUAACGUGUGGGUGGACAAGCUGCUGUAUGCGGGCACCCGAUGCAGCCGGGAAUCCCAUGCUAGGCAGCUCAGCCGUGGCGGUGAGCUCACGACCAUCGUGUGGAUUCUGGCAGAACAUGUUGGCCCAUUUCAGAUCGGCCAACACGGCCCAGAUAAUAAAAAACAGGAACCUUGUCCGCCACCGCCGCCGCCACUGCCGCCGCCACCCAUUUAUACGCAGGAGAGACCGCCGUGGUGGAGCAUAGUGAUUCCGCCACCGCCACCGCCGAUGGUCGAACAACCCAAAAAGGAGGAACCUCGUCCACCGCCGACGCCGCGUCCGGUCCCAUUUCCGCUGCCGAUGGACAUUGAAACCCCCCCAAAAGAGGAGCCUUGUCCGCCACGGCCGCAUCGUGAGAGGAGUAGAAGGUAUGCUACGCUAUAUCCGGUGGACUGAUUGCUCUCUAUCAUUUGGCGACCAUUGAUUUGGUAUCCACUGGGCAUGGGCAUGAUAAAGUUCUCUCAUCAUCGUUAACUACAGAAAGGGAUAUAUUCCAAAUUUACAAUCAGCUAGUAAAUAGAGUCUUAAGGUUCUAAAGACACAGUUUGCUAUGAUCUGUCAGUCAUACAUACAAGCCGCCUCCCGAUUUCCUUUAUGCUUAUAUAAAGUCCACCUUGAGCUAAAGAAAAAAGGCCAUGGCUGUGUAUUCUAUUCAAGUUCUUAAUAAUAACCGAAAAUAGAUUUUAUACUCCCCCCGAUCCAUAUUACUUGUCGCAGCUUAGUACAAUUUUGAAGUUGUACUAAAGUAUCGGAGAGUUAUAUUAAAGCUGCAACAAGUAAUAUGGAUCAGAGGGAGCAGCAGAUUUUAGGAGCCAUGAUGCUUCCAGAGCAAGGGAAAAAGAGAAAACUCACCCCGCCCGAGCGGCGCACGGCGUCGUGCUCAGUCGAGGACCCCAAGCCAAGACAGGUAACAGCCCAUGAUAAGAUCUCUCUGAAGUUUGUUUUCUUUGGUGAUAAAACAAAACCUUAUGCUGGCCAGGAUGAAAACUGAACGACGGGUGUUUAGAGCCAUCAGAACAACGUGCAUUUUAGUACAUCACACAGAAAACAUCUUGCAUUCCUUUGUAGUGCUGUUUUAAGAAGCUGUGCAUCUCUCGGGCAUGACAUUUACUAGGUACCACAACUUCGUCAUCAACAUUGCAUACAAUUCCUUUGCUUACCAGAAGUUGAAUCCUUUUUCCCAUAUACCUUGGUAUUAUUAUAAAUGUUAGAGAAACUGCUGAGUUAUAACUGCACAAACUCCUUUUGCCAUUCCUCCUCACAAACUCGUUUUCUCUUUGUUUGAUGCACUUGUUUGUAAUUGUAUGUGUGCAUGUUGUUAUGCAGAGGCGGGUUUUGUACUCGUGGCUGUAUUAUCUUGAUGUGAUGAGUUAGUCAAUCUUUUUCCUUUUAUCGAAAAACUGUAUUCAACAUAGCAGUAUAGCAUUGAUCUCGUAUGGAAAAAUAGUGCAUGUGCAACUUGUCAGUCAGCACUUGUUAAUGUUGUUUCCUUUUUUUUAGAAAAGGAGGUUGAAACCCCGGGCUCUGCAUCAAUCGUUGCAUGCAGCCAUCUUUAUUAAUUAUUCCACAAUGGUCUGACAAGAACAUACAUCAAAUCAUCCGAAGCCAU
Triticum aestivum (bread wheat) is the source of this 3687-nucleotide messenger RNA. RefSeq lists its product as uncharacterized. The transcript is spliced from 2 exons. The record is from RefSeq and is a predicted model, not a curated record. NCBI's taxonomy places the organism in Eukaryota, Viridiplantae, Streptophyta, Magnoliopsida, Poales, Poaceae. The coding region runs from base 168 to 2474 and encodes 768 amino acids.